AUGUGGUUUGAAAGUUUGCCAAAGCUGAAAGUUUUAAGCUUGAGAUCGAAUAAAUUGCAUGGGCCAAUUAAAACUUUAAGUGAUGCAAACAUGUUUUCUGAGCUUCGAAUCAUAGAUCUCUCUUAUAAUGCCUUCACAGGAAACUUGUCGACUAGUCUAUUUCAAAAACUAAAAGUCAUGACGACAAUUGAUAAAACAACGAAGGUACCGACAUAUCUUGGUAAAUUUGGAGAUGGAUACUACCAUGAGUCUGUAAAAAUUGCAACCAAGGGAUUGGAGCUUGAACUGGAUAGAAUUUUGACAAUUUAUGUUGCUAUUGAUCUUUCAAGCAACAAAUUUGAAGGACAUAUUCCAAGUAGUCUAGGAGAUCUCAUUGCGCUUCGGCUUUCGGGAGAAAUACCCCAACAACUUGCUGGUAUGACGUUUCUUGCAGUCUUAAAUCUCUCUCACAAUCAUCUCCAAGGAUGCAUUCCUCAAGGACGUCAAUUUGCUACAUUUGAAAAUAAUUCAUAUGAAGGUAAUGAUAUUGGAUUACAAGGAUUCCCUGUUUCGAAAGGUUGUGGAAGUAUUUGGCCACCAGAGACAAAUAAUGCCGAUUAUGAGCCAUAUGGUGAAGAAAGGAAUUCUGAAUUUCUGAAUGAUUUUUGGAAAGCUACUUUUAUGGGAUAUGGAAGUGGUCUAUGUAUUGGAUUAUCCAUAAUAUAUUUCAUGAUCUCAACUGGAAAUCUGAAAUGGCUUGUAAGAAUCGUUGAAGAUCUUGAACACAAAAUUAUUAUGCGACAGAGAAAGAAACAACGAAGUCAAAGGCAAAACAAAAGAAAAAAUAAUCGCAUCUAG
Messenger RNA from Solanum verrucosum, 837 nucleotides. RefSeq names its product receptor-like protein 9DC3. NCBI's taxonomy places the organism in Eukaryota, Viridiplantae, Streptophyta, Magnoliopsida, Solanales, Solanaceae. The coding region runs from base 1 to 837 and encodes 278 amino acids. The transcript is spliced from 2 exons. Gene Ontology annotation, molecular function: protein binding. The record is from RefSeq and is a predicted model, not a curated record.